AUGUCUACCAACGCCCGCUUCGACCCCGACUUCACCCCCUAUGUCGUCAACGCCAUGGGCCCCAAGACCAACGACCGCGCCCGCGUGGUCUUGGGCUCGUUGAUCAAACACAUCCACGACUUUGCUCGUGAGGUCGAGCUGACCCCCGCCGAGUGGAUGCUUGGUGUCGAGUUCAUCAACUCCAUUGGCAAGAUCAGCACCCCCAUCCGCAACGAGUGCCACCGUAUCUGCGACGUGAUCGGUCUGGAAUCUCUUGUCGACGAGAUCGCAAACCGCAUCAUCACCGAACAAGGCCUUUCCCCUACCUCCAAUGUCAUCCUCGGCCCCUUCUGGUCUCCCAACGCUCCGUUCCGCAACCUCGGCGACAGCAUCAUCCAAAACCCCAACCCCGACGGCAAAGUCACCUACAUGCACGGCGUGCUCACAGAUAUGGAAACGGGUGGCCCCAUUGAGGGCGCCGUCCUCGACAUCUGGCAGGCCUCAGCAAACGGCCAGUACGAUUUCCAGGACCCCAACCAGGCCGAGAACAACCUCCGCGGCAAAUUCCGCUCCAACGAGAAGGGCGAGUUCUACUGGUACUGCUACCACCCAACGCCCUACUCGCUGCCAACAGAUGGACCUGCCGGUGUUCUGUUGAACGUGAUGGAUCGCUCACCGAUGCGUCCGGCUCACAUUCACCUGAUGAUCACACACCCCGACUAUGCCACCGUUAUCAACCAGAUCUACCCAUCCGACGAUCCCCAUCUCGACAUCGACUCCGUUUUCGCCGUGAAGGACGACCUGGUUGUUGACUUCAAGCCCAAGACCGACGACCCGAAGGCGCAACUGGAUAUGGAGUACAACGUGACAAUGGCUUUGAAGAAGCACCACCCGAACCCCAACUCUGCGCCUCCAGUUUCGUCAUUUGAGCGAUUCAGCAAGUCUACCAAGGAAAAGCUAUGA
Molecule: messenger RNA, 942 nt
Organism: Aspergillus puulaauensis
Lineage: Eukaryota; Fungi; Ascomycota; Eurotiomycetes; Eurotiales; Aspergillaceae
Product: putative catechol dioxygenase
Exons: 2
Coding region: 1-942 (313 amino acids)
Biological process (GO): catechol-containing compound metabolic process
Molecular function (GO): catechol 1,2-dioxygenase activity; ferric iron binding
Source: RefSeq, a predicted model, not a curated record